GUGGGAAGGAAGCUGGGCCAUGAGAAAAAACCAUGGCACUGAUAACACUCAGGCCCUCCAAAACCGUGGCUUAGCCGAGAGUAUUAUCACAAAUCCACAAAUAUCCGCCUUGUAUGGGCGCUUUGAGGUGCCAGGCCACGGGAUUGUAGAACUUAAUGAGAAGACAGCAUCGAAAUUCAUUGCUGCCAAGCUUGCUCAUAUGAGGAAGCCCUCUUCAUAUGAGAAGAAGUACAAUUCAAGUAAAGCUACUAAUGAAAAGGCUGAUUCAGAUGAAGAGGGAUCUUCUGUCAAUGACGACACAUCAAGGGCACCAUUGAAACGUCGCUCUAAUAAGAGCAACAAGGAAGGUGAAGGUGUGAAAGCGAGAAAGCAUGCAAAAACAAGUGAAGGACCAGAAAAUGAAAAGUUGGAGGUGGCUAAGGCUAAAGACCAGGAAGAAGAAACUGAAGAGGAAGAGGAUUUAGAGGAAGUGUCUGAGUAUGAAAUGAGAGUGGCAAACAAUAGACAAGCCAACAACAAUACAUUGAUCAACCUUGGAUUUAUUCCAAAAGACAAGGCAAUGCUGGUCGGACUGUUUUAUAUUGGCUUAAAGCGAAAGGAAGAUGCCCAGAUGGCUGUGCUUAAGAGACAUCUUUCUAAACUGAAAAUAGCUGCUCCCAAAAAUACAGAGAAAAUUACAGCAUUGCAGAUGAUUGGGAAGGAAGUGUUCAAUUCAAAGAAGGUUGUAAGAGUGGAUCAAGAAAGGCCCAUUGCAUUUUCAAAUCUAAGAAGAACAACUAAGGACGACUAGAUGUGCUUGAUGUACUAUAAUUUUCCUUGUGUUGCU
Messenger RNA from Nematostella vectensis (starlet sea anemone), 826 nucleotides. RefSeq lists its product as uncharacterized. The transcript has 9 exons. The record is from RefSeq and is a predicted model, not a curated record. Bases 20 to 790 code for a protein of 256 amino acids. Lineage: Eukaryota; Metazoa; Cnidaria; Anthozoa; Actiniaria; Edwardsiidae.